Messenger RNA from Purpureocillium takamizusanense, 3434 nucleotides. RefSeq lists its product as uncharacterized. Lineage: Eukaryota; Fungi; Ascomycota; Sordariomycetes; Hypocreales; Ophiocordycipitaceae. The record is from RefSeq and is a predicted model, not a curated record. Gene Ontology annotation, biological process: peptidyl-lysine monomethylation. Gene Ontology annotation, cellular component: nucleus. The transcript has a single exon. Bases 273 to 1871 code for a protein of 532 amino acids. Gene Ontology annotation, molecular function: protein-lysine N-methyltransferase activity.
ACACACUUUUUGCAGACUUGCACGUCGGUGAGAGCCUUUAACUUGAUAUUGUGACGACUUGCCCCAGUGCGAUAAUAAAAAGCAGAGAGCGCUGUAAUAAAGGUGGCCUGCGCGCAUCUCUCAUCGUCCUCGUCGCCUACUAGGGAUAUAACGCGGGCUGUGAGAAGCUUAUCGGAAAGCCGCUCCUUCCCCUGCGCUCCCCGCCAAAAUCUUUCUCCCCCCUCAACACCACUGCUGCAAGAGUCCCACCCUCACCCUCACUCACGCAUGCCAUGGGUGAACUGGUCCGUGACGCCGCCGCCGCCGCCGCCUCAAGCAUGGACAACAGCAGCAGCGCCAGCGCCAGCGCCAGCACGAGUACCAGCACCACCAGCACCAGCAACAGCACCAGCACUAGCGGGCGCGUCAUCGACGCCCUCGUCGCCUGGGCCACCCAACAUGGCGCCGCGCUGCACCCCUCGGUCGAGGUGUACAGCGACGCAGCGACGGGCCUCUCGCUGCGCGUUAAGCUCACUGCCAGCAAGCCCCUCGCGCCGUGGGAGCCCGUCGUCAGCCUACCAACACGGCUGACCCUGUCGUAUCUCGACGCCCUGGCCGACGAGUGCCCCGCGACGCGCCUGCAUCCGGAGCUCGUCGCCGCCGCGCCGCCGCAUAUCGUCGGCCGCCUGUUCCUCGCAAAGGAGUGCCUCCGCGGCCGGGACUCGUUCUGGUGGCCCUACAUCGAGGCCCUGCCCCGGCCCGAUGCCGACGGCCACGCCACCGCCUGGGCUCUGCCGCCGUUCUGGCCCCCCGAGGAGGCAGAGCUGCUGGAUGGCACCAACCUCGAGGUAGGCAUCGACAAGAUUAGGCGCGACGUCGCCCGCGAGCUCGACCUCGUCCGCGAGCUGCUGGGCCACUACCCCUGCGCUGACAAGUCCCUCUCCGCCUCCCUGGCCGUGAGUCCCGCCCUCUACCACUGGGCCUACUGCGUCUUCUCCAGCCGCAGCUUCCGCCCGAGCCUCGUCCUGUCCGACGCGCAGCGCGAGCGCCUGCCGAGCGGUGUCUCCAUGGAUGACUUCUCCGUCCUGCUGCCGCUCUUUGACAUUGGUAACCACGAUAUGACGACGGACAUUCGCUGGGACCUCGUCAACGACGGCGACAACGACAACGCCCGCCGCUGCGAGCUCAAGGUCGGCCGGUCCUUUGCCCCUGGUGACCAGGUCUUCAACAACUACAGCAUGAAGACAAACGCCGAGCUGCUCCUGGGCUACGGCUUCAUGGUCCCCGCCACCGAGAGCCUGCACAACGACUACACGCACGUGCGGAAGCGCACCCCCGGCGCCACGGGAGCGACUGCCGCUACCGGCGACGAGUAUCUCAUCUCGCGGCGGCCCUUUGCGCACCCCAGCUCCCUCCUCGCGCGGUCCAAGCAGACGCUCCGGCUCGCCCCGUCGACUAAGGUGCUCCGCGCGUUUCAGCACGUACAGCCGGACAUGGUCUGGGACAUUUUCUGUACGCUGACGCGCGGCAAGGAGGUCAUUCCCGUCACGAACGGCGCCAAAGGCGAGGAAGCGGAGCGGCUGCGGCGAGAGCGCUUCUUCGCGGGGCAGGUCGAGGGUUGCGAGGCGCGCAUGUUCCUCGAGCAGACGGUCGCCGUCAUCCAGCACAAGGUCCUGCAGGAGCUGGAGCGGCUCAACGAGACGGACGUGGAGAUUGUGGGCGGCGACGCGGAGCUGCUCACCAGGAACCAGAGGCUGGCGCUGGACUACAGGGACCGGUGCAGGAGCGUGCUCGAGGGCACCCUCGAGGCCAUCAGCGAGGACGAGAUUCUUAACGCGAUGCUGGACGCCGAUGAAGAGGAUGGCAGCCACGACGAUGAAGCCAGCCAAUGAUACCGGAUUUCUAGAUACUGUAUCGCACGAGGUGGGCGUACACGGCUCGCUCGAGCUCGUCGUACAGGCGCACCGCGACGGCAUCCCCGUGCGGCUGGACAUUGACAAUCAAUACGGCGGCGAUGCCCGACUCGCGGUCGAUCCACUGGGCUUGGGUUAGCAACGACACCUGCAGCGAUCGCGAAGGGGGGCCAGGGGUGGCAUCACUUACCCAGUGGCUGUUGCACGCGCCGCUCCACAUCAUGCUCCCCUUGCGCCUCUUGCCGUCCACGUCUUCCAUGUUGAUGACGCCCCCGAGGCCGUGGUUGAGCGCCAGCCCGGUCGGGAACUCGGGCGCGAACCCGUCCUGGACGCCGGAGCGGUAGACGGUGGCUUCGAGCAUCUCUCUCUGGGUGUCAUUCAGCUGCGGCUUGAGCAUUUCGUCCAGCGUGGCGUCACUGACGAGCUCGCCGGCCAGCAGACCUCGCAGGAAGCGGGCGUAGUCGUCGGCCGUCGUGUAUAGGCCCGCGCCGCCGCUCUCGACGUCGUGUUGUUCUGGCACCGACGGCGGGCCUGGCUCAAGUCCUGCCGUGGUCGCGUCGCGGUAUGAGAAGGCGACCGCGCGGGACGCCGUCUGGGGCAGCUUCUCGGGCCAGAAGCCCGUGUCGCGCAUGCCCAGGGGUGCAAAGAUGUGCGUCUGCAUGUACUCGCCGAGCGUCUGGCCCGUGGCCGCCUCCAGGACGAGCCCGGCCCAGUCGAUGGCGGUACCGUAACACCAGCCCGAACCCGGGGCGAAGCUCAGGGGCGUCGUGAAGCCGGGCCUGCUCCAGUCGAGGUUGGUGGCGCGGCGGCCGACGUGCGCGGACCACUUGGUGAGGGCCGGGUCGGCGAGGUCGUAGCCCAGGCCAGCGGUGUGGGUGAGGAGCAUGCUAUAGAUGUCGCAUCUCGCGUCAAUAUACCCGCAUCAUUGUCAUAAUCAUUAUUAUCAUCAUCAUGACGCCACAUGCGUCGUCACGUGAGGAAGAAGAGAGAGCAAAGUAUUAAGGUGACUUGCCGUAACGUGAUGGGCGUCGUGUUGGUCUCGAGCACGGGCCGGCCCGCGCCAUCGAAGCCACGCAGGAUGCGCGCGUCGGCCAGCUCAGGCACCCGCACGUCUUGGUCGAGGGACAAGACGCCGCGCUCGACGAGCUGCAUGAGGCACGUGGUCGUGACGAGCUUGGUCAGGGAGGCGACGUAGGCGAGGGAGGCGCCGGCAAAGGGGGCCGACGACACUUGGUCGUGGUCGAAGCCGAAGCCGAUGCGGCCCGCGGAUCCGGCGUAGGGGAUGAUGGCGCUUCCGCGGGAGGGCGUGGUGUCGCCGUCGAUUGUUGCUUCCUUGCUCGAGACGACGGCGACGACGGCGAAGGAGGCGCCGAGGAGCUUGUCGUGCGUGCCGGUGCCGGACGGGGUGGUGGCGGUGGCGACGUGGGCGUUGAGGAUGGCGUUGAGCUGUUGCUCCAUUGCGUACAGUUUAUUAUGCGUCGUUGUGUAUAUAUGCUUUGUAUACUUUGUAUGAAUACUUUGUAUAUGUAGACACGAUGGCUG